AUGGCGCCCCAAGACUAUGACGAUGACGACUUCGUCGACCAGUACGACGAAGACCUUGGAGAGGAGGAGGACGAGCUGAGCCCCGAAGACAAGAUCGCAAUGAAGAACGGAACGACAGAGGUGCGCAAGGCCCUUGGAGAAGAAGCGAGCAAGGUCACAGAUGCGCAAAUACAAGAGGCUCUAUGGCAUUACUACUACGAUGUCGACAAGUCGGUCGCAUACCUGACAAGGACCUUCAUUGCGCCACCUCCAAAGCCAGCGCCAAAGCCAGCGCAGAAGCCGGCGCCCAAGAAGGCACCAGAAGAGAAGCCUCGGAUACCCGCCAAUUUCUUCGACGAUAUGCCCUGGCUAAACAUACCGCGGGGCCGAGAAACCGUUUUCAUUGAAACGCCGCGCCCUCGCGGUGGGCUGUUGGGCGGUACUGGUUCUGCCCCCAAGAUGUCGAAAUUGCAAGCCUUGGCUGCCAUGCGGAAGAGAAAGAAUGAGGAGAAGAAGGCCCAAGAGAGGCCCGAUUCCUUAGAGGGCGAAGUGACGAAGCUUGCGCUUUCUGAUGAUACAGACAAAGAAAACCCGGUAGUGAGCCGCAGUCACGCCCCCUCUGCAUUCGCUCAGGCGCUUUUCGAGUCGGAUUCAGAGGCAGAUCAGCGACAAAGGAGGGAUGUGUUCGCAAUGCCCUACACCCAAUCAUCCCUAUUCGUUGCGUCCGUCUUCUCAGAGCCCAGCCCAGACGAUAUUGUGCUCGCAGCCCGGGCAAAAGCGGGUAAGAAGGCUCCAGCCACGCCGAAGACUCCCAAGAAGUCACAAAAGAACGAGGAAUCAUCAAAAGAGGGCGGACUUGCGGGCGGCGUGGCAAGCCUCAAGGUAACCGACAGCCCGCCGCCCAAGAGCAAAGGCAUUGAUGUCAUCAAGGAGUUUGAGCAGAGCGCUAGCAAGAAACACGCAAGUUUCGUGGUUGUUGGCCACGUCGAUGCUGGCAAGAGUACGCUGAUGGGCCGGCUCCUGUUGGAGCUGAAACUUGUGCAGGAGCGUACAGUGGACAAGUAUCGCCGGCAAGCCGAGAAGGCGGGAAAGGCGUCGUUCGCACUGGCAUGGGUCUUUGAUCAAAGAAGCGAGGAAAGAGAUCGAGGUGUGACAAUUGACAUUGCCACGAACCAUUUCGAAACCGAGUCGACGAACUUUACGAUUCUGGACGCCCCGGGGCAUCGAGACUUUGUGCCCAAUAUGAUUGCCGGUGCCAGUCAGGCUGAUUUUGCCGUCUUGGUGAUUGACGCCAGCACUGGAGCUUACGAAAAGGGGCUGAAGGGGCAGACGAAGGAGCAUGUCCUGCUCCUCCGAAGCUUGGGCGUGCAGCGGAUAGUCGUUGCCGUGAACAAGCUCGAGGCGGUCGGGUGGUCCCAGGACAGGUUCCAGGAGAUAUCAGAGGAAAUCUCUGGCUUCUUGACUGGUCUAGGAUUCCAAGAGAAGUCCAUCAUGUUCAUCCCCAUCUCGGGAUUGAAUGGAGACAACAUCGUCAAGAGGUCAGAGGACGAGGCUUGCAGUUGGUAUACAGGGCCUACUUUGAUAGAGGGCCUAGAGGCCUCUGUGCCGUCCACCGUACGAUCUUUGCAGAAGCCUUUCCGGAUGGCGAUUUCGGAGAUUUUCCGCUCGCAGCAAGGCACCACCACACUUGCCGGUCGCAUCGACUCCGGCACCAUCCAGGUCGGCGAUGCUCUGUUGGUGCAGCCCAGCGGGGAGUCGGCGCACAUCAGGUCCAUCAUGCUCGAUACCGAGGCCAAGGACUGGGCCGUUGCUGGUCAGAACGUGAGCAUUGGCUUGACAGGCAUUGAUCCCGUUCACGUCAAGGUGGGAGACAUUGUUUGCCACACAAAGGAUCCCAUCAACGUUGGCGAUACGUUUACCAUGAAGGCAAUGGCGUUUGCCCAUCUGAUGCCCAUGCCGGUAGAUCUCCACCGUGGCAGGCUUCACGCAGCAGGCCAGAUCCAGUCAAUAGCGGCUCUACUGGACAAGGCCACGGGAGAGGUGACCAAGAAGAAGCCCAAGGUGGUGCAGCCGGGGUCGGUUGCUCGCAUUUUGAUCAAGCUGGACGCCAAGGUGCCUCUGGAAGCCGGACAGCGGGUUGUGAUUCGGAGUGGGGGAGAGACCAUCGCCGCUGGCUUGUUAGAGUAA
Trichoderma citrinoviride is the source of this 2166-nucleotide messenger RNA. RefSeq lists its product as hypothetical. The record is from RefSeq and is a predicted model, not a curated record. The transcript is spliced from 5 exons. Lineage: Eukaryota; Fungi; Ascomycota; Sordariomycetes; Hypocreales; Hypocreaceae. Bases 1 to 2166 code for a protein of 721 amino acids. Gene Ontology annotation, molecular function: GTPase activity; GTP binding. Gene Ontology annotation, biological process: translation.